AUGGGAAGGGAGAUCAUCUCGUUGCAUUUGGGGCAGGCCGGCGUGCAAGUCGGUAACGCUUGCUGGGAGCUGUACUGCCUCGAGCAUGGCAUCCAGAGCGACGGCACCCUGCUGCCCGGGCGUACGGAGAGCAAGGCCGGCCUCAGCACCUUCUUCGAUGAGACUAGCUCUGGCAAGUAUGUGCCGCGCGCAGUGCACUUCGACUUGGAGCCGUCGGUGAUAGACCAGAUCAGGAGCGGAUCGAUGGCCAAGCUGUACCAUCCCGACCAGCUGCUCAACACCUACGAGGAUGCGGCGAACAACUACGCUCGCGGCCACUACACGGUCGGUAAGGAGCAUGUCGAGAUGGUUAGCGAGCGCGUACGCAAGCUCGCGGAGCAGUGCGAUGGCCUUCAGGGCUUCUUCCUGUUCCAUUCCGUUGGCGGCGGUACCGGUUCUGGCUUCGGCUCGCUUCUGCUCGAGAGGCUCUCCGUCGACUUCCAUAAGAAGAGCAAGCUCGACUUCUGCGUGUUUCCAUCGCCUCAGGUCAGCACCAGCGUAGUUGAGCCCUACAACGCCGUCCUCUCGACUCAUUCGCUUCUCGAGCACACCGACGUGGCCUUCAUGCUGGACAAUGAGGCGAUCUAUGACAUCUGCAAGACCAGGCUCAACGUAGAGCGUCCGACCUACAGCAACCUCAACAGGUUGAUCGCCCAAGUCAUCUCCUCGCUCACGGCCUCCCUUCGCUUCGAGGGCGCUCUCAACAUCGACAUCAACGAGUUCCAGGUCAACUUGGUUCCCUAUCCGCGUAUCCACUUCCUCCUGUGCUCGUACGCACCGAUCAUCGGCGCCGCCAAGGUCGACCGUGAGAGGCUCUCCGUCGCGGAGCUCACCAGCGCAGCUUUUGACCCCUCUUCCAUGAUGGCGAAAUGUGACCCGCGUCACGGCAAGUAUAUUGCCGUGUGCAUGAUGUACCGCGGUGACAUCGUGCCCAAGGACGUUCAGGCCUCCAUCGCCAAGAUCAAGACUUCCAAGACGGUCCAGUUCGUGGACUGGUGCCCGACGGGCUUCAAGUGCGGCGUGAACAAGGAGCCGCCCACGGCCGUGCCCGGCGGCGACCUUGCCAAGGUGCCCCGCGCGUGCUGCAUGCUCUCGAACAGCACCGCCAUCGCCGAAGUCUUCUCGCGCAUCGACCACAAGUUCGACCUCAUGUUCGCCAAGCGCGCCUUCGUCCACUGGUACGUCGGCGAGGGCAUGGAGGAGGGCGAGUUCAGCGAGGCGCGCGAGGACAUCGCCGCCCUCGAGAAGGACUACGAGGAGCUGGGUCUCGACACCGUCGACGAUUCCAUGGCGAACAUGACAGACCUCUCCGACGAGUCUUCCGUGGUCGGCUCUGAGAUCUAA
Messenger RNA from Acanthamoeba castellanii str. Neff, 1383 nucleotides. Its product is annotated as GTPase domain containing protein. Gene Ontology annotation, biological process: microtubule cytoskeleton organization; mitotic cell cycle. The record is from RefSeq and is a predicted model, not a curated record. Gene Ontology annotation, cellular component: cytoplasm; microtubule. Lineage: Eukaryota; Discosea; Longamoebia; Acanthamoebidae. Gene Ontology annotation, molecular function: GTP binding; structural constituent of cytoskeleton. The coding region runs from base 1 to 1383 and encodes 460 amino acids. The transcript has 5 exons.